Messenger RNA from Penicillium olsonii, 519 nucleotides. The record is from the annotation of a GenBank genome assembly. NCBI's taxonomy places the organism in Eukaryota, Fungi, Ascomycota, Eurotiomycetes, Eurotiales, Aspergillaceae.
AUGCCAAGCAUGACUGGUUCAGCCACGGCAGCUUCGUCUACCGCUGCUAAGAGUAUGGACAUGGGAAUGGGGAACUCCUGCAAGAUCUCGAUGCUAUGGAACUGGAACACAGUCGACUCAUGCUUUAUUGCAAAGUCAUGGCAUAUUACUUCGAAGGGAAUGUUCGCCGGCUCCUGCAUCGGAGUCAUCUGCUUGGUUAUAUCUCUUGAAUUCCUCCGCCGUCUUGGAAAAGAGUACGAUAGGUUCCUGCUGAGAAGCCAUAAGCAACGCCUUCAACAACCAGACUCGGGGGCUUCAAGGUCUUUGGAAGCUUUGUGUACGAAAGAUGUCUCUCAAAUAUUCACUCCCACCAUACUUCAGCAGUCGGUUCGCGCCCUUUUGCAUAUGGUCCAAUUUGCUAUUGCCUACUUUGUCAUGCUUCUUGCCAUGUACUAUAAUGGCUAUUUCAUCAUCUGCAUCUUCAUUGGUGCCUAUAUCGGCUCGUUCAUUUUCACGUGGGAAUCUAUCAACAUGGAGUAA